Musa acuminata subsp. malaccensis (wild Malaysian banana) is the source of this 940-nucleotide messenger RNA. RefSeq lists its product as uncharacterized. Lineage: Eukaryota; Viridiplantae; Streptophyta; Magnoliopsida; Zingiberales; Musaceae. The record is from RefSeq and is a predicted model, not a curated record.
UGGCAGCUCCUCCACUCGCUGGUGCAUUAGUCUUCAGAUUCUCUGGAAGUGCAGGAGAUCGACCCACCAACGGAGUCCAUUGAUCUCAGGUUUCAUCUUGCCAGCAAACAACUUUGAUUGGUGGUAUCAAAGUGAGGAGGUCUGUCCAUGGCAUCCAAGCAAUAUCUUGCCAAGAGAGGGUCGUUCUUCCAAGCUUCACCUUUUAAAUAUGGAGACUCCCUCCCUCCUUUCCAGCCUCCGCCUUUGAUCCCGAUAAGGCUGAACAGCAGUGUUGGCAUGGGGAAUUGCUUGAUUCUUCAGGAGAAGAAGGUGAUCGAGAUAAUGAGGAUGGAUGGGGAGGUUCUUCGAUACCCUUCACCUCUCAAGGUGCAACAGGUGCUGAACGAGUUCCCUGGGCACGCAAUCUCCGAUGCACUUCCGGUGAUCGCCUGCCUGGAUCCGGAGAAGCGUAUGAGACAUGGGCAGCUGUACUAUCUCCUCCCUCCCAAGAAGCCGGUGGCAGAGACCAGUGCAGGAGAGGGCCUCGUCAGAAUCAAGCUGGUGGUGUCCAAGCAAGAGCUGAAGGAGAUGGUGAGGAAAGGAGGGGUCUCCCUUGAUGACAUGAUGUCUCUUCUCCGAAGAGAGCAGCAAAGCAGAGGCGGCGCAAGCGAGAAAGAGAGGGCCAUGGAGUGGAGGCCUACCCUGGAAAGCAUACCGGAAGGGAAUGAUCUCUGCUAAGAACAGAGCUCCUCGGUUAUCUAGCUGAAGGUUGAUGCAUGUACAUAUAUAUAUAUCUAUAUAUAUAUAUCAUCAAAGGGGUUCUCUUUCUCUUUUCUUCUCUUUCCUCGACCAGAGAAGGCAAAGAAAACCCAUCAUCAAUUGAUCACUCUAUUAAACAGCUUUUGGACUUCCUAGUAAUUCAUGCUGAUGAACAUGAGAAAUCUGUGUCAUGUUAGUUUCA